This is a messenger RNA of Hibiscus syriacus, 708 nucleotides long. RefSeq names its product regulatory-associated protein of TOR 1-like. The record is from RefSeq and is a predicted model, not a curated record. NCBI's taxonomy places the organism in Eukaryota, Viridiplantae, Streptophyta, Magnoliopsida, Malvales, Malvaceae. Gene Ontology annotation, molecular function: protein-macromolecule adaptor activity. The transcript is spliced from 2 exons. Gene Ontology annotation, cellular component: TORC1 complex; cytoplasm. The coding region runs from base 1 to 693 and encodes 230 amino acids. Gene Ontology annotation, biological process: positive regulation of protein serine/threonine kinase activity; cellular response to amino acid stimulus; TOR signaling.
AUGGCUGCAUUUGUUCUGGCUGUCAUUGUGGAUGGUCAUAGACGUGGCCAGGAAGCUUGUAUUGAAGUAGGGUUAAUCCAGGUGUGCUUGAAGCAUCUUCAUGCUUUCACGCUAAAUGAGGCACAAACUGAACCCUUAUUGCUUCAAUGGCUUUGCCUUUGUCUUGGAAAGCUGUGGGAGGACUUUGCUGAGGCUCAGGUGAUAGGUCCUUUAACUGCCAUUGUCCGGGACGGAAGGGUAUCCACCAGCAGUCCUCUUACUACUGCUGGAAUCAUGCAUGGGUCUCCAUUGUCUGAUGAUUCAUCUCAUCAUUCUGAUUCUGGAAUAUUGAAUGAUUGUGUUAGUAAUGGGGAAGUUCAUACUUUAAGGCCAAAAUCUUUGGACAAUGCAAUGUAUUCACAGUGUGUACUGGCUAUAUGUUCUUUAGCUAAGGACCCAUCUCCACGUGUAGCAAGUCUAGGGCGGCGGGUACUUUCCAUUAUUGGAAUUGAACAAGUAACAAAAUCUAUGAAGCCUGCUGGUAACAGUGCCUGCCCUGGUGAUUACACCACUUCCUCAUCAACUCCUAGUGCUUCUGGAUUGGCUCGUUCUUCUUCAUGGUUGGACAUCAGUGGAGGUCAUCUACCUUUAACAUUUAGAACACCUCCUGUUAGCCCUACUACCUGGCAGGAAUUCGUAGAGUUUGCUCUUUAGGCUUCAGGCCUCACC